Molecule: messenger RNA, 3384 nt
Organism: Plodia interpunctella (Indianmeal moth)
Lineage: Eukaryota; Metazoa; Arthropoda; Insecta; Lepidoptera; Pyralidae
Gene: rho-4
Product: rhomboid-4
Exons: 7
Coding region: 269-1408 (379 amino acids)
Cellular component (GO): membrane
Molecular function (GO): serine-type endopeptidase activity; calcium ion binding
Source: RefSeq, a predicted model, not a curated record
GUUGAUUUUUAUUUUUAGUUUUUGUGCGUGUGUUGUUUGGGUAGGUUGUGAUUUACGUAAAUAGUAGGUAAUAUCGUUAUUAUCGUAUUAUUUCCAAAUAAGAAAUUGAACUCAAUUGAGAGCGAUAUUCAUAAAUAAAGUAAUACAUAAGACGAUCUUAUAAGUUAUGUUGUUUCGGCAACAUUUUUCGCUUUAGUGAUGUGCUACUUUUAGUCCAAACCAGUUAUUUUUCGCUUGGUGAAUAAACUUUACCGGAAUUUUAGUGAAAAUGCCUUCAGGACAGAGAGAAGCGACGGUUUCUAUACCGCUAACACCGACUAGAUCAGACAUGUACUGGCAACGAAUAUUUAACAAGUACGACAAAGACAACGACGGCAGGAUAUCCUACGUGGAACUGAAAGCGAUAAUAGAAUCUAGGGAGUACGACCACGAUUUACCUGACAAUGUGGUGGAGAAAAUCAUGGGCCUCGCCGACAGAGACAACUCAGGUUAUCUGGACUUCGCUGAAUUCGUCGAGAUGAUGCAUCACCCGGCCCUGAAGGCGAUAUUUGGACAUUUCGUCGCCAGAUAUGUCCAUUCCAUCAUACCACAGAGGAACCCAGUGGAUACUAUAGCUCCACGGACAUAUUUUCGAGCGGUCCCUGUUGACAGCGCCCGAAUCCAUAGCCGAAGCAUCUUCACAUACACAGACGGGACCUACGAAGAGGAGUACACGUGCUGGCCGCCAGCCGUCUGCAUGAUCCUGAUAUCCUUAGUGGAAAUAGCCCUUUUCUGCUACGACGCCAGCCAUGGCAUGACCCAAGCAAAUGGACCAAUAGCACAGCUGUUCAUUUACAACCCAAACAAACGUCAAGAGGCGUGGCGGUUUCUGACGUAUAUGCUGGUGCAUGUGGGCGUGGUACACCUUCUAGUCAACUUACUGGUUCAACUGUUCCUCGGCGUCCCCCUCGAGAUGGUCCACCGCUGGUGGCGGGUGACGCUGGUUUACCUGGCGGGGGUCGCGGCAGGCUCCCUGGCCACCAGCCUCACCGACCCCAAGGUCUACCUGGCCGGCGCUUCGGGAGGCGUCUACGCGUUGAUCGCAGCUCAUAUUGCUACCAUCAUUAUGAAUUGGAAGGAAAUGGAGUUCGCGAUCAUCCAGCUACUGGUAUUCCUGCUUCUGGCUGGCGUGGAUGUGGGCACGGCGGUGUACGACCGGUACUUCAGGCCGGACAUCAAGCAGAAUAUCGGCUACGUGGCGCAUCUAGCUGGCGCCGUCGCUGGUCUCUUAGUUGGCAUUGGAGUGCUACGCAACCUCGAGAGGAGGAAGUGGGAGAAGCGGUUAUGGUGGGCCGCGGUGGUGCUCUACUUCUCGCUCAUGAUAUCAGGGAUCCUGGCCAACAUUUUCUGGACCGAGAGGUUCCUGUGAGCUCGACUUUUUGUGAUUUAUAGAAUAAUAGUUCUUGUGCCUGUCGUUUUAUAGUUUGUAAUUAAUCGGCAAGACUGUAAUCAGUCCUUGUCUUGUUCCUGUAAUCUGAUCGGAUAUGAGGGUGGGUCCUUUUAUCAGAUCCAGUGGCAAAACAAAUAUAAGUAAUCAUUUUUAUGUUCACAUUAUCUCAAUACAUAGUUGUGAAUUUUAAUCAAUAAAAAUAACGAUAACGAACUAUAAAAUAUGAACUAUAAAUGACAAUUACCAGUGUUGCCACUAAUACACACUUGUAACAGUAGUAGAAAAUACCUCAGAUUUUGAAAACUUUUUGAGACUACUUUAUAUGUAACUAUAAUUUAGUUCCAAAGCCGGACUCUUGCAUUUUUUAAGUAUUAAGCAAAACCAAGUAUUCAUAAUAUUGAAUUGUAAUUACGCUGAAUUCGACAACAUGUAUCGGUUCGCACAAAUUGUAUUGUUAUACAGUAUUAGAUAAUAGAAAUUUACAAUUUUGAAAACUAUUUUUAGAAAUUCAUUAGUAGUACGCGUAUACGCCUUGCCUUACCUAGUAAUCAUUUUUGAUACUGUUUUAAAUCUGAAAGUUCCUUUAGUCGAACUAAUUGUUAUUUGUAACCAGUAUGCUACUGGAUGGGUAAAAAUCGUUAUUUCUAUUAUUAGAUAUCAAUUUUGUGACAUGUCCAUUUUCUCAGCUUUAGAAUUGUACUUAUAAAAAGUGCCUUUGAAUAUUUUUCCCUAUAAAAUUGAGUUUGUAAAUUUAGUGCACGUAGUUAUGUUAGUAAGUAUAAGUAUUUGGUUAUAUGCACCAGGCAGCUUUAAUUUGAAAUAUAAAAUUAGUUUCAUUUAUUCAAAAAAUAUCAACAGUAUACAAAACAGGGAAUAUAUUUUUGAAAUAUCUUUUGUAGUUGAUCAAAGUGACUCAAAGUAUUAAAAAAAUAAGUCAUUAUUUUUUUAGAUGUGUCAAGUUUCGUUAAUUAAUGAGUUAAAGUCGUUGGUUAAACUCGUUGGUUAAACUCGUUAAUUUGAAUUAAAUUCACUUGAAGAUUUUUGUAUAGGUUCAAAGUAAGCUAUUUUUAUUUAUUUGUAUAAUAAAAUUAUUGCGGCAUGUGAAGCAUGUUGAUUUAUAUUUAAAUGCCGUACAGAAACGGUUUUUACAACUUUGCCAUAAUAAUACUAUUAAAUUGUAAUUUUAAUAAGUAUUGAUAUGUGCCUUAACUUUUUACAUAAAGAAUAAACUGGACAGUUUUCAUAACUGUACCAGUUAACAAAAAUCGUCUAUGGGAAUUUUUAGACAAAUGUGUAUAUAAAAAAAAAUAGAUCGUAAGUGCAUUUUGUAUCAGAGUAUUUUUUUAACAUUUUGUAUGUAUAGUUUGCUGUGAUUAAGAUGUAUAUCUGUUGUUUUUGUAAUGUUAUAUAGUAUUAAUAAUAUUACUUUCUGAAACACUGACAGUGUCUUUACGACAACCAGUCCUGAGAAAUCUGUUACAAUAACCAUUAUUAUAGUGAUAAUCAACUUAUACCGCAUCGCUCCCACCCGUCCCGCACGUCCGUAGUAGACCGUUGUUAACAUCAAAUCAUUUAGUAAAAGUCAUGCAGUAUUCUUUUCUCCCUCUUGACACGCUUGGCCUAACGACCAAUUUUCACUUGCAAUUUUUUCGCUUUAGAUAUCUUCAGGAUUCACGACACUAGUAAGUCUCUCCAAUUUGCUCUAAAAUUGAUUGAUUGAUAUAUUUUUACAUUUUUCCUAGCAAAACAAACAUUUUAAACCAAAAGAAAAGAUUUGUGUUCAUCUUAAUUUAGAUAUUUUUAUUAUAAAGUCGCGAAAUGUUAAUGUGGUGGGUAUUUUGAUUAUUUAUUUAAGAGUUAGUUAAAGCUAGAUUAAGUUUCUGUUAUGUAAUCGAAUGCACAAUGUUCAUGUGAGAGUGAAGUUAGCUAAGUCGAAAUACAUGCCAAUUAUUUUA